This is a messenger RNA of Pungitius pungitius (ninespine stickleback), 1083 nucleotides long. RefSeq names its product LHFPL tetraspan subfamily member 5b (gene lhfpl5b). Gene Ontology annotation, biological process: sensory perception of sound; detection of mechanical stimulus involved in sensory perception. The coding region runs from base 214 to 873 and encodes 219 amino acids. Gene Ontology annotation, cellular component: plasma membrane. Lineage: Eukaryota; Metazoa; Chordata; Actinopteri; Perciformes; Gasterosteidae. The record is from RefSeq and is a predicted model, not a curated record. The transcript is spliced from 3 exons.
UGUUUGUACUUGGUCUUCAAUGAUCAUCUUGUUGCUUGUUGCUGACGUCAGAGCCGCGCGGUUAAUUGGGCAGGUGAGGGUGCUGUCCGGGGUGCUGAAUCCUGAGCCCAAGCAGCCACAGCAGCUGCGGGUGCGUGUUUUGUGUGUCCUGGUGAGUUUGAAAGCUCCUGGCGACACGUGGAUUGAGUUAUUUUUUAAGGAAGGCUCGCUGUCAUGGAUCUGCUUCCAGCCCAGGAGGCUGCAAAAAUCUACCACACCAACUAUGUGAGAAACUCUCGAGCCAUCGGCGUCAUGUGGGCCGUGUUCACCAUCUGCUUCGUCAUCAUCACCGUCGUGGUCUUCAUCCAGCCCUACUGGAUCGGGGACAGCGUCGACACUCCGCAGGCCGGCUACUUCGGCCUCUUCCACUACUGCAUCGGAAACGCGCUCACCUCGGAGCUCAUCUGCAAGGGCAGCAUGCUGGACUUCGCCUCGAUCCCGUCACCGGCCUUCCGGACCGCCAUGUUCUUCGUGGGCACCGCCAUGCUGCUGAUCGUGGGCACGAUGGUCUGCUUCAGCCUGUUUUUGUUCUGCAACGCCGGGAACGUCUACAAGAUCUGCGCGUGGAUGCAGCUGGCCUCGGCGGCGUUGAUGGGGAUGGGCUGUAUGAUCUACCCGGACGGCUGGGACGCUCCAGAGGUGAAGAGGAUGUGUGGCCAGAAGACGGAUAAGUACAGCCUGGGGAACUGCACGGUGCGCUGGGCCUACAUUCUGGCCAUCAUCAGCAUCCUGGACGCCCUCCUCCUGGCGCUUCUGUCCUUCACCCUCGGCAACCGUCAGGACAAACUGCUUCCGGAUGAGUUCCAGGUGGAGGGCGGAGCAGAAAACCCCUGAUGGAACAUGGACUUCAGGAGCAAUGAAGACACGAAGAAAAACCGCCCUGAAGUGUCAUGUUUCAGGUCAAACUGCUCACCUGAGCAGUUUGUGCCCUUUGGUCAAUUGAAAUGUUGCAAUUCAUUAUUGAUUCAAAGCCCUAGCAAUAACAGCAGUUUUAAUUUUGUACUUCAUCUCAAACACUCAAUAAACCCACAGAAACAAGCUUGA